Ambispora leptoticha is the source of this 555-nucleotide messenger RNA. The record is from the annotation of a GenBank genome assembly. Lineage: Eukaryota; Fungi; Glomeromycota; Glomeromycetes; Archaeosporales; Ambisporaceae.
AUGGGAACUUUUUCUGAUAAAAGAGGUUUUGGAAAUGAUUAUCUCGAGGGAUCUUACAUUGCAUUAUUUGGACUCGUAAUUAUUUGGGCCACACUAAUUCUCGUUGCUGAGUUUGUUCGUAAGAGGGAACACCUUACCGGCGAAGGUAGUCGUGGAUUUCCAAGAGCGACAGGUGCUGGCGGUGAAGGUGUCUCGGAAGCAUCUGCAUUGUUGACUGGUGAACGUAGAGAGGAGUCGGAAAGUCGUUACGCCAAAACCGCUAAUGCUGCUAGAGAUGCGACAUUAAUGCUGUUGAUUGCAACUGUGGCCACACAAGUUGGACAUGGUGCCACAGCGGCGUCUGCUGUACUUACAUGGAUCUUUUUUGGUCUCGCAAUUCUAUGGAUCCUCUCCGUGCUUCUAUUCGAUCAUGUUGUGAUCCCAUUAGUAUUUGAAGCACUCGCCUUCCCAUUCAUCGUGGCAAUCUUUGCAUUGGCUUUUCGUUCUUAUCAGAAUUAUCCAGAGUAUCCACGUCCUAUUACUCCUCCUUUGGAGUCAACUCAAUUAUACAACUAG